Molecule: messenger RNA, 4077 nt
Organism: Cervus elaphus (red deer)
Lineage: Eukaryota; Metazoa; Chordata; Mammalia; Artiodactyla; Cervidae
Gene: SLC16A14
Product: solute carrier family 16 member 14
Exons: 5
Coding region: 392-1927 (511 amino acids)
Biological process (GO): transmembrane transport; monocarboxylic acid transport
Molecular function (GO): monocarboxylic acid transmembrane transporter activity
Source: RefSeq, a predicted model, not a curated record
AGAAUUAGCCGGUAUGGGAAUGAACAAGCGUGCAGAUUUGAAAUUGCACGGAUUGGAAGGAAGCUCAGGUUAGGUUCGGGCACCUCCAAACGCACCCCCCCCCCUUUUUUUUUUAAAAAGCCACAUGGACUGAGGUCUCGAUCUCCAAGCUCCCCAAGACGGAGCUGGCCCGGCAGCGAGAGGCGGAGGCGCCGGGAGCCCGCACCGAGCGCCGAGCCGGGCGGAGCGCCGAGCCGCGGGCGCAGGCAGCUCCGGGAUGAUCCGCGACAUCGCCACAAAUCUCUCCGCCCAACCGCUCCGGGGACUCCGAGGAAGGCAGCGAGUUCGGAGAUCCGGGCCGGGAGCCGAGUGAGGCCGCCGCCCGGCGGGCUGUGGGCGAACAUCUUGGAAAAUGUAUACAAGUCAUGAAGACAUUGGGUAUGAUUUUGAAGAUGACCCCAAAGAUAAGAAAACACUUAAACCCCACCCAGACAUUGAUGGCGGCUGGGCCUGGAUGAUGGUCUUGUCCUCUUUCUUUGUUCACAUCCUCAUCAUGGGCUCCCAGAUGGCCCUGGGUGUCCUCAACGUGGAGUGGCUUGAAGAAUUCCAUCAGAGCCGCGGCCUGACGGCGUGGGUCAGCUCCCUCAGCAUGGGCGUCACCUUGAUUGUAGGACCUUUCAUCGGCUUGUUCAUUAACACCUGUGGGUGCCGCCGGACGGCCAUCAUCGGAGGGCUGCUGAACUCGCUGGGCUGGGUGUUGAGUGCCUAUGCCGCGAACGUGUAUUAUCUCUUUAUUACCUUUGGACUGGCAGCUGGCUUCGGCAGCGGGAUGGCCUACCUGCCGGCCGUGGUCAUGGUGGGCAGGUACUUCCAGAAGAGGCGCGCGCUCGCCCAGGGUCUCAGCACCACCGGGACCGGCUUCGGCACGUUCCUCAUGACGGUCUUGCUCAAGUACCUGUGCGCGGAGUACGGCUGGCGGAACGCCAUGUUCAUCCAGGGCGCCGUGUCCCUGAACCUGUGCGUGUGCGGGGCGCUCAUGAGGCCGCUCUCGCCUGGGAUGGACUGCGAUGACCCCGAAGGGAAGGCGCCACACCACGUCCUGCCGGCUCACUCCACUGAAUCGGUCAGGUCCAGUGGACACCUGGGGGAAGCCGAGGACAAGCCGGGGGGCCCCUGCACCGAGGACACCUCCCUCGGGGACGCGCCCGCCCAGGCGUGCCAGGAGAAAGCCGCACACACAGACAUGUGCGCCUUCCGGCUUCUGAAGACGGUGAGCCAGCUGACCAUGAGGGUCAGGAAGGGCUUCCGGGACUGGUACUCGGGCUAUUUUGGGACAGCCUCGCUCUUUACUAAUCGGAUGUUUGUCGCCUUUAUUUUCUGGGCUCUGUUUGCCUACAGCAGCUUCGUCAUCCCUUUCAUUCACCUCCCAGAAAUAGUCAACUUGUACAAGUUAUCAGAGCAAAAUGAUGUGUUCCCCCUGACUUCGAUCAUAGCCAUAGUUCACAUCUUUGGAAAAGUGGUCCUGGGCGUCGUGGCCGACCUACCCUGCAUCAGCGUGUGGAAUGUCUUCCUGAUGGCCAACUUCACCCUGGUCCUCAGUAUUUUUAUUCUGCCCUUGAUGCACACCUACGCCGGCCUGGCAGUCAUCUGUGCCCUGAUAGGCUUUUCCAGCGGUUAUUUCUCCCUGAUGCCAGUGGUGACGGAGGACUUGGUGGGGAUUGAGCACCUGGCCAAUGCCUACGGUAUCAUCAUCUGUGCUAACGGCAUCUCCGCGUUGCUGGGACCGCCUUUUGCAGGGUGGAUCUACGACAUCACCCAAAAAUAUGACUUUUCCUUCUAUAUAAGCGGUUUACUCUACAUGGUAGGAAUCCUCUUUUUACUCAUUCAACCGUGUAUUCAAAUUAUAGAACAAUCCAGAAAAAAAUACAUGGAUGGUGCAAAUGUGUAGUGUCCUGUGAUGUUCCAUGUAAGGUUUCCUUGUCAUACUCAUGCAUCCCUCACAUGGUUACUGUGAGGAGCCUGUGACAUAUCGUGGGAAAGUUGUCCCGUAACUGACACUGUUGUUUUAAAUGCCGUUGCCAUGGCUUCAUGUGAAAGCAGCGCUGCCUUUCCGUGUGGGGAGAGCGCUAUGGACCACAUACACCUUAGCGAGGACAGUGUCCUGCAAAGACAGCUUGUUGAAUCACUGGUAGAAAUGCCCUUCUAAAAACUAUCUCAUCAUCCAUACUCGGACUAGGGUUUUAGACAUAGCUUUUAAAACAGAAUGAUAGCUUCUCAACCUCGUUACUUCUUUGUAAUGUGAAAAUAAGGUGUUUAAGUGCUUCCGGAAAACUUAACAGUUACAGGUUUCCCCUGCUUUUUGAAAGCGCUUUUCACUACUUUGCUUUUACAAAAGACCUGCAUUAGUUUUUGCUCACAGUAAAAACUAGAGGAGGAUUUUUGCGUUUACAAAAAAAGGGGAACCUUGUUCAGCAUUUGUUUUGCUGCGAACCUUUGUAGAGUCGGUGCCAAGCUCCCUCCCAGGAACCACACAGGCAUCUCAGCAUCAAGUCGCCAGAACUUUGGAUGGUGUCUAUGAGCAUCCGUGCUUGAUCUCAGUUUAUUUGUGCAUCCAUUAGCAAGAUGUGUCCGGAGGUCAUGGCUUCUUUGCUUUAUGCCAUUUCAAUUAAGGUUUCAUAGAAUGCUCUCUGCUUUCAGACGGUGGAGGAAACCUGUAAAUGAAUUUUAAGCACAAGAAAAUGCUAGACUUCAGAAAUUAUUACAGGGAGCUAUCGCUCUACCAGUGCUAAACAAAGGCAGACCCUAAUUUCAAAGGCAAUGCAUUUAGUACAAUUAGAGAAACACAGUUUAUAUUUUUAUUAAAGAAUUCUGCAGCUAGGGCAUACAAUUUCUAAAUCUUUCUCUAAACAUAGCAUUUGCCAUUACUCCUAAUGCAGUAGUAUCUAGUUAUAAACUGAAUCUUGAGGCAAAUCUUAAUAAAUAAAUAAUAUAAAUAAUCUCCUUAGUGAAAGUCUUAUUUGUGCAUAUAACCAUUGAGUCAAGGGCUAAAAUUUAAGCACUUUUAUUCAUUUUAUUGGCCUCUUAGUUUAUCCGCAUGCUCUGGGGCCUAUAAAAUUUUUUUUCUGGGUUUCUCUUACCCAGUAAAUAAAGUGGAAAAUGAAUUGCUGAUUGACAUGUAAAGCUGGUUGUUUAAGUCAUUUGUAAAGCAUGUUACUAAUCCCAAAUAUAAGACUAUCACGUUGUGAGCAUAAUAAACAAAAGGCCCUUGGUCCAAACGUCUGUGCGCCAGACAUUGGAGUGGUGGUGACAAGCAGCCCUUCUCCAAUGCCUCUUGCUGGGCUAUGUUGUGUCGAUGAUGCCAUCCAACCGUCUCAUCCUCCGUCACCCCUUCUACCUCCUGCCCUCAGUCUUUCCCAGCAUCAGUUCAUUCGCCUGAGCUCAGCACAGUUUUUAAAAUAGUUCUCUUGAUUGAUUUCAUACCGAAGAUAACUAUGAUUCAUGACAUCGAGUAAUGCUCUUCCUUUAUCGGAGAUCUCUAUUUUUCUAAGCCAAACAUUUUUCAGACUGCAAAAUGUUCUUCUGAGAAUCGUUUUGAAAUUUCUGGCUGCCUUACUUGUUUACACCUAUUUUAGAACUAUUUAAAUUUUCACUCACGAUUUGCUUAUCACACACACACAAAUAUUUUAAUAUCCUUGCCAGUGUCUUGGGUCAAGUUUAUCUAAAGUGAGUACAGACCAUUCUCAAUUAGCCUUGGUGAUUAGACAGGAAUGGUACUAGAAACUGGAGUCACAGAAUGUUACCCCAGUCUAAUUUUAGCCAGCUGUUUCAGUCUUUUACUCCACCAAACCCUUCAGAGCUGUUAACAAGUGAUUACAUGCACACAUUUCCUUUUUGUUUCAUCUCCAUUAUUUCCUGCUCUAAUGUCUAGUGGGAGGGGUUGUGUAAUGAAAGGGACCACCAAAAUAACAAUAAUAAUAAAAGGCAGCUAAUGGAAAGGAGGAACAAAAGCAUGGCUAAUAUACCCACACAAUAUUACCUCCAAUGAUUCGAGAAUUGCCUGUAAAUUAUGAUAGAUAAUAAAUUGCAUGUCAUACUCCA